Molecule: messenger RNA, 2791 nt
Organism: Oppia nitens
Lineage: Eukaryota; Metazoa; Arthropoda; Arachnida; Sarcoptiformes; Oppiidae
Exons: 9
Coding region: 83-2632 (849 amino acids)
Molecular function (GO): protein binding
Source: RefSeq, a predicted model, not a curated record
UAUUCAGUAUCUUAAUGUAUAGAUACAAACAAACAGAAAAAUAUUGAAAGAGAAAACUAAUUAAAAUUUUUGUUUAUUAAAAAUGUCUAAACAAAAAAUAUUAAUGUUAUUUCUAAAUAUAUUAUUUAUAAAUAUAUUUUACAUUAAUGCACUUAACUUGAGCAACCUAACAAAAAUUGAGACUUUAUUAGCAAAUGAGUUACCGACUAAAAAGCUGAUUAAUGUGGACGCACUGAAAAAGGCAUCACUGGGGCGGGUAGCCCAAUUGGGCGAAUUCUACGAUGCCCGUACCGAUAAUUUUGUCGGUAUCAAUCUGUUUGCUACACAACUGGCCAAACAAUCAAUAUCAUCGAUUGAGAAUGCAUUUACCGAUUUGAAGUUUACCACCGAUGACAGUCUACAAAAUAAGUUUAAUCAGCUGGACGUCGAGGCAUCGCUUAAGUUGUCGGUAUUGGGCGGUAAAGUUAAUCUGGGUGGUUCGGCCAAAUAUUUGAAAGACACGAAAUCCAGUUCAAAAAGUGCCCGAAUAUCGCUGAUUGAAUCGAUAAAUACCCGAUUCGAGUCGAUAUCGGUAUCGGACACAUCGGUCAAACAAGUGGUCAACUUUGAUGCACUGUCACAGUUUGAUGUCACUCAUGUAGUUACUGGUAUACAAUGGGGCGGUAAGAUUAUUGUAACUGUAGAGGACAGUAACCAGGCAAACGAGGACAAUUUGAAUGUACAGGGUAGGCUGCAUGCGGAAGUACAGUACGGUAUGACCAAAAUUACUGGUGAAGCCAAAGUCAACUAUACAGAUGAUUCAUUUAGCAAAAUUAGCAAGUACAGUUUCAAUUUGUUCGGCGAUAUACUACCCGAUAGGGUACCCGAAAAUAUUAUUGACGCCCUAUUGUUUAUGAAUAAUACUCCGAGUCUACUGAAACAGGGAAACGAUGGUAGGGGUAAACAGAUUUUCUUUAUGUUGACACCAGUGAAUGUGUUGCGCCAGUUAUGGGAACUGGAGAUCAAAGAGUCGGCAUUUGUUCACGAAAUUAAUGAUCAGAUUGUCGAUAGAUGUGUCCAAUUGUUUGAUGAUAUGAAUAGUAUUGAACAACAAUUGAACGAUUAUUAUACAGAUAUUUCGCAAAAAGAGGCACUAAUUAGGGAUGACGUCCUAACAGAGCUGACACACCUGAAAGGUAACUAUAGUUUAUAUCAGACAAUGACUACAAAAGUAUUGAGUAGUCUAUUGGUUGAGAUCCGAUCGGGUAAUGCAUCGGUCAGUGAAUUGGAAAACAUUUUGCUUAAAUCGUUCAACGAUUCCUAUAGUAAGGAAGCAAUGAAACUAAAGUUACAAAAAUAUAAUAUACUAAACAAUCAGCUAUUGUUGACUGGCUAUGUGGCCAACAUAAGCAGCCAAUGUAUAAUCGAUAAGCAUACUAAUUUGGAAAAAAUGCUAUUAGAAAAUCAAGAUAAAAAUGUUUACGUACUCUACUAUAACUAUGAACAUAAUACUAGACUAAUUCAGCAAGAUAAUAUGGACGCCAUUUUGUCGUAUAGGACAUUGGUUGAUAAAAAAGUUGUCGACAAUGUUUAUUGUUCAAUGAAUUAUGAGAUUGUCGAUGCUAAUAAAACAAGCAUGCUAAAUCAAUUGAACAGGGUUAACAAUCGUCUACAGUUAGGUAACAAUGACCAGGGUCAAUUAAAUAAAACGCAAGCUAAAAUUAGCCUAUAUAAACAUGGUAAGCUUAUCAAUGAAAAUAUAUUGCCAAUCGACGGCAGCAACGGUUUUAUCUAUGUCUGCGGCGGUUACGAUGGCCAACAGUUUUUCGGUAAUUGUCAUCGAUUUGACAUUUUGCUGAACACUUGGUCGACGGACACGGAGGUCGACACUAUGCUACAUAAGCGACACUAUUUGAAAUUACUUGAGUUUAAUAACAUGUUGUACGCUAUUGGCGGUAGAGAUCAAAACAGUACUAAUUGGGUUGAAAAUUACGAUACUAUCACUAAAGUAUGGCGAAUAGCAUCAUCGUUAAACAUGCGUAGAGACGGUUUGGGCGCUGCUGUCAUCAAUAACACUAUCUAUGUUUGCGGCGGUUUAUGCUAUGAUAGCGAUCAAAAGUAUAGAAGUAUCAAUUCGUGUGAAUACUAUACACCCGAAGCCAAUGAAUGGAUGUUUAGUAACCCUAUGUCUGUCGCACGUGAUUUCCUUGAGCUCGUGGCGCACGACAACUGUCUAUACGCUAUCGGCGGCUCUAAUAAUAAUAAUUUUGUCCAAUCGGUCGAAAAAUAUGAUCCCAUAAGAAAAACCUGGACAGUGAUGGCCAACAUGAGUACUGUUAGAUCAUCAUUUGGUGCCGUAUCAUUUAUGGACAAAAUCUAUGUGUGCGGCGGUCGGGUAGAUGAUGGCGACCAAAGUUUAAACACUUGCGAGGCCUACGAUUCGCAGGAAAAUAAAUGGUCGCCAAUUGCAUCGAUGCAAGUGUCCAGAGCUGAGCUACAAUUAGUGGCCUAUAAUGACAAACUUUAUGCCGUUGGCGGAACAAAUAUUAAUUCAAUGGAGAUAUACGACUAUAAAUCCAAUAGUUGGAGUUAUACUAUACCGUUACCAACAAAUGUCUGGGCAUUUGGGGCAUCAAUGUUUAAAAAAUAUUAGCACACAAAAAAUAAACACAAAAUUUUUUUGUUAUAAAUUACAUAUUGUCUAUAAAUAAUAAUGAUUAUUCGGAAAUAUAAUUUUUUUUAAGUUUUAAUAAAUAAUUAAACGAUAAAUAAUUGAUAAAUUUAUAUAAAUACUAUUUAAAAAUAUAUUGUU